UUCACCAUUGCUCACAUCAUGCCUGCGUCGCGUCGAGCAUCUCAUCGAGCGUCUAAACCCCCAACGCGCUCUGCGCCUCUCACCGCGCGAUCCUCCGUAUCUCGCGCCAUGGCGCGUCAAGCAUCGCAGGCUGAGCGGGAGACACGGUUGUCUGACCAACUCAUCAGAUAUGGGUGCCUCUGGGAAGAGCACGCCCAUUAUGUCCGUCUCAGAGAGAAGACGCCGGAGGGGUUCUCUUUGUCUUACACGCGGGCUCUGGAUCGUUGGAUCAAGGACCCAGAGUUCUCGCGGUGGCAAGGCCCGACGACGAACUACGCUGAAGAAAGGGAUAGUUACAUCGAUUGGAUAGAGGGGGUGAUCAGAUCACACUGCAAACCGGACGCAGAGAUGACGACUGAAGAUCAUUGGAUCGUCACGUUCGCCGCUUUCAGUGUAUCAGAUGUGCUGAGGUGCAAUGAGCCGUGCAUGAAGGACCCGGAGGUGAUUGGCAGGCUGAAGCCCGCCAUCGGCCGGAAGCUCGCAGAUUGUGCCCGGGCCUUCCAAGACUCCGAGCCCGAUUUUCUCAAUCAUCCAGCUCAUCCCAAGUCAAGGGGUACCGCUCCACAGCGAGUGCCGCUCCCGAACAUCGCCGACGGUUCUCUGCUCGGAGUCAUAUUCGAGUACAAGACCCGCACAAUGGCCCGCGCCCGUACCUGCAUGGUCACUGGUGUUGUGACCUCGAUUGACGACGGUGCCGAGUAUAUUAUCAAGCAUCUAACCGCGAAGGAUCCGGAUGGUGAACGGGCCAAGAAGGUGACACUAUCUGAAGACAAGUUCCGGGAGAUUUGGGGUGCCCGGGUCGAGUGAUGGACAAUUAG
Fomitopsis serialis is the source of this 857-nucleotide messenger RNA. RefSeq lists its product as uncharacterized. The record is from RefSeq and is a predicted model, not a curated record. The coding region runs from base 19 to 846 and encodes 275 amino acids. The transcript has 3 exons. Lineage: Eukaryota; Fungi; Basidiomycota; Agaricomycetes; Polyporales; Fomitopsidaceae.